This is a messenger RNA of Microplitis mediator, 2805 nucleotides long. RefSeq names its product probable serine/threonine-protein kinase clkA. Gene Ontology annotation, cellular component: extracellular region. The transcript has 4 exons. Lineage: Eukaryota; Metazoa; Arthropoda; Insecta; Hymenoptera; Braconidae. Bases 197 to 2656 code for a protein of 819 amino acids. Gene Ontology annotation, molecular function: chitin binding. The record is from RefSeq and is a predicted model, not a curated record.
GUUUCCAAGUACACAGUAAAGUGCUGACUCUUGAAAGAGCAAGUACUCGUGUAUUACAUACUUACUAACUUAUGUACACUUACUCUUUACUGUUUAUUACUUUCCCAAUUAAUUACUGCGACUUGCAAACAAUCGAACAAAAGUGUCUUGUUUACUAUUUAGUUCAAUUUCAUUCGCUCAAUUUGUAAUUAGUGCAAUGAAUAUUAAAUUAAUUAUUAUUUUAGUUAUUUAUAGUUUUGAUUCAAUUUCUGGAGGAGGAAUUGACGUUGAAAAAAAAAUUAGAAAAUUGAGAGGAGAUUUGGGUGAAGAUGGUGAUUGUGAUGAUGAAGAGGAAGAAAGUAUUGUUAGGAUUCAGUGGGAAGGAAACGGUAAUUUUGGUAAAAGAUUUACUGUUUCCAGUGAAAUCAGUUCCGCUGAAUCGGGGGUUCCGUUACCGAUACUAGAACCCCCGUUUCAUUAUUAUUCGUCGUCGAUAAAUGAUUUUGAGCGGGAAGGUCCUAACAGUGAAAGGGGUGGAUUGCAAGUAAAUGUUAGAGGAGGAAAUUAUAGUGAAAGUAGUGGAAAAUUGAAAAUUUAUGAAAUUACUACGGGAGUGUCAUUAAGUGGCGAUGAAUCCAGCGGAUUUAGGGGAAAGAAAGAAGAGGAUUUGAGAAGAAGUCGGGAUGGGGAUGAGGAUAAAAGAAAAUUUGGUGAAAAACAAAAUAAAAAUUUUGGAAAAUGGGAAAGUGAUACUAGUUUCAGAAAUUUUGUUGAGAGGAAAAAUUUUGGAAAAGUGGAAAAUGAAGAUAAUAUCAGUAGAUGGAAAAGUGACGGAAAUUCCGGAAAAGGGGAAAAUGAAGAUAAUUUUGGUAAAUGGAGAAGUGAUGGAAAUUUUGGGAAAACGGAAAAUGAAGACAGUUUUAGAAAAUGGAAAAGUGAUGGACAUUUUGGAAAAGUUGAGAAUGAAGAUAAUUUCGGCAAAUGGAAAAGUGAUGAAAAAUUUGGAAAGGAUGAAGAUUUUGUAAAACUAAAAAAUUAUGGUAAAGAAAACAACAAUAGUAAUUUUGAUAGAUGGGAAAACUAUGAAAAUUUUAAAAUCGGAGACACGAAAAAUAAUUUUGGGAAAUUAGGAGAUGAUGAUAUAAGAAAAACUGAUAUUAGUGCAAGUAUUGGAAAAGUGGAAAAUAGUAGUGAUUUUGGAAAAUGGGAAAGUAAAAAUGUUGAAUACAAUGGAAACAAUAAAAAUUUUGGAAAACUCAACAGUGAAAUUACUGGGAAAUUUUAUGAUAGUGAAAAUCGUGGGAAAUACGAAGGUCAUAAUAACUUUGGAAAUAAAGAAAAUAUUGGCAAAUGGGAUAGUAAUGAAAGGCUAAGGAACGAUAAGAAAAUUGAAAAUGAAGGAAAAACAGAAGAAAAUUUUUUUAGAAAUUUCCAAAAUGAAAAUUAUUUUGGAAAAUGGGAAAACGAUAAUAAAUUUGACAGAAAUGGAAAUUUCGGAAGUUUUGGAGACGACGGAAAUUUACGAAAGUUUGAAAAGAGUCCGAAUUUAAAAGUAUUAAGAAUUGAUGAAAAUCCAAAAAAAUUUCCGAAUAAUGACGAUUAUAAACCGUUUCAAAAUUUUAGAAAUUUCGGAACUGGUCCAAGUUUGAAAGUAUUGAAAAUUGACGAAAAUUCUCGAAAUUUCCAAAGUAAUGAAGAUUUCAAACAGUUCCAAAAUAAUAAACACUUCGGCAAUGGUCAAAAUUUAAAAGUUUUGAAAAUUGGCGAAAAUUUUGAGCGAUUUCCAGCCACAGAAAAUGUACGAAAAUUCGAAAAUAGUGACACGUUGAAAGUACUGAAAAUUGACGAAAAUCGCGAAAAUUUCCAUUCCACCGGAAAAUUUCAUGACGACCUAAAAAUUAAUAGUGGAAAUUUAGAAAACAUUCAUAAUUUCGAAAAAUCAAAAAUUACUUAUCAAAAUAUUAAUGACGGAUGGUUCAACAGUAAAACUCGAAAUAAUAAUUUUGACAUUGACGACUUUAAGAAAAUUAAUGAAAGUGAUGGAAAAUGGAAAAAUUUUCUAAAUGUUCAAAAUAACGAAAAUUUCAAUAAUUUCGAUCAUGAUCAAAAACACGAAAAUCGUAACAAAAAUGAAAAUGAAAGCGAUGAAAAUAAUGAAAAUGAGCAGAUAAAAUUAAAUAUUUGGGAUCCAAGUAAAUCAGCCGUAAAAUCACGACCAACGCAAUCACCCAGCGUAAUCCAAGCCAAUCAAUUGAAAGCUUACCCGUCGAGGGGAAACCGCAAGUAUCAACAUCACACUUCAGAAAGUGACGAAAUUACCUCUGAAAGAAGAAACUCCUGGGGAUUUUCUCGAGAAAAAUAUCUGAGAAAAAAAAUAGCCCACAGUAAUGGUGUCAAUCAUUUUAGAUAUAUUGAUUCAAAUAAAUUUGGCGCGAUUCCUGGAGUACCUGGAAGAGACUACCCAAUAAACACUGAAAAUAGGCCAAGUAGUUCUAAAAAAUUUACUUGUCCAAUACGCACCAAGACUCAUAUUUAUAUAGCUGAUCGAUCUUCUCGCUGCCAAGUAUUUUACGUAUGCUACGCUAAUAAUCCAGCCGUGCAGAUGGUCUGUCCAGAUGGCACGCUUUUCAAUCAGCAACUGCAAGUGUGUGAUUGGUGGUUCAAUGUCACGUGUUAAUAAAUGGAAUUUUUUUUUAUUUACCAGAAAUUACCUUAAAUUAAUAUUUAAUUUUAAUUUUAAGUAGCUGUAAUUAUAAUAAAGAGCUAUAAUUGUUAAUAAAAAAUUACCUUCCUGUAGUUAAUAUAAAAUUAAACUGUUGUUAUUAU